Molecule: messenger RNA, 1293 nt
Organism: Saxophila tyrrhenica
Lineage: Eukaryota; Fungi; Ascomycota; Dothideomycetes; Mycosphaerellales; Extremaceae
Gene: SER1
Product: Phosphoserine transaminase
Exons: 2
Coding region: 1-1293 (430 amino acids)
Biological process (GO): L-serine biosynthetic process
Cellular component (GO): cytoplasm
Molecular function (GO): pyridoxal phosphate binding; O-phospho-L-serine:2-oxoglutarate transaminase activity
Source: RefSeq, a predicted model, not a curated record
AUGCCUUCAAGAGAAGAUGUUCACUACUUCGGAGCGGGACCCGCCCCCCUUCCUACGCCCGUCCUCGAAGAAGCCUCCAAAGUCCUCCUAAACUACAACGAUUCCGGUGUGGGGAUUACUGAGAUCUCCCACCGCUCCCCCGAAGCCAACGCCAUUCUCGCCAAUGCACAGUCCGCCCUACGCAAGCUCCUCUCCAUCCCCGAGUCCGACGGCCCAGAUGGCUACGAGAUCCUCUUCCUCCAGGGCGGCGGCAGCGGCGAGUUCAGCGCGACGGUGUACCAUAUGGUCAGCAUCUGGGUGGCGAAGCAGUGGAAGCACUUGCGGGAGUACAAGUAUCUUGGCGUUGAAGAAGAUGUGGCUAUCGCAGGGUUGAGGGAUUUGAUUGAGGAGAAGAUGCGGUUGGAUUAUCUCGUCACUGGAAGCUGGACUUUGAAGGCGAGUCAGGAGGCUGCGCGGUUGAUUGGGGCGGAAAAGGUGAACAUUGUUGCUGAUGCGAGGAAGCAUCAGGAUGGCAAGUUUGGGGUCAUUCCCAAGGAGGAUACUUGGACGCAGACCAAGGACGAGGCGGACUGCGCGAUGACCUACUACUGCGACAACGAGACUGUGGACGGUGUGGAGUUUCAGGGACCUCCGCCAGGGCACAAUCUGGUGGCGGACAUGUCGUCGAACUUCCUCUCCCGGCCUAUAGAUGUGAAGCGGCACGCGGCGAUAUUUGGCGGUGCACAGAAGAAUAUCGGAACCACUGGAAUCACCAUCGCGAUCAUCUCGAAGAAGAUCUUGCCUCCGCAUGCAGAAAUGGCGGACCCAAAACUCAUGCGCAAGCUCGGUCUGCCCGUAGGACCCGUCGUGCUCGACUGGCCGACGAUUGCAAAGAACAAUUCGCUGUACAACACCCUGCCCAUCUUCGACGUUUGGAUCGCUGGCAAAGUCAUGGAGCGACUGCUUUCUCUGCAUUCCUCUUCGUCUUCUGCAAUUGAGGGCCAAGAAGCUGAGUCGAACAAGAAAGCCACCAUGAUCUACGGCGCCCUCGAAGCGCAUCCAGAUGUCUACUCGGUGGUGCCAGACAAGAGUGUCCGAAGCAGGAUGAACAUCUGUGUGCGUGUGAAAGGGGGAGAUGCAGAGGCGGAGAAGGCUUUCUUGAAGGGGGCGGAGAGCAGGGGCCUGAUGGGACUGAAGGGACACAGGAGUGUUGGUGGCAUUAGGGUCAGCAACUACAAUGCUGUCCCAGUCGCAGCAGCAGAGAAGUUGACGAAGUACAUGGAGGAGUUCGCGAAGGAGCAGGUGAAGGCAUGA